Anopheles stephensi (Asian malaria mosquito) is the source of this 2613-nucleotide messenger RNA. Its product is annotated as calpain-A-like. The transcript has 2 exons. The record is from RefSeq and is a predicted model, not a curated record. Gene Ontology annotation, cellular component: cytoplasm. Lineage: Eukaryota; Metazoa; Arthropoda; Insecta; Diptera; Culicidae. Gene Ontology annotation, molecular function: calcium-dependent cysteine-type endopeptidase activity. Gene Ontology annotation, biological process: proteolysis. Bases 1021 to 2613 code for a protein of 530 amino acids.
AAAAAAAUGCAAUUUUACUGCAAUGUAAAAAAAAAUUAAUCGCAAUUAAAUUUUUUACAGGUUAAUAGGAUUGGGUCAAACAAUCGGCAGACAAUUCUCCAUAGUCGCUUUGUAAAUCUCUCUUCAAUGUUUGCAAGAUUCCAUUAUAUGAAUGCAAAGUAACACGUCGGGCUUGCAUUAUUCCACUAUCCCUUUUUUCCCGUGAUCCAAUAAUUCCAUAAUAUGUAUUUCCUGUCUCUUUUUUGUAGUUUUACUUCACUGCUAAUUUGAAGUAAAGUUUUACAUCUUCGUUGGUAUAUAUUUUUGUAUAUUUUUGCAUUAGUUCUUUGGUCACGUUUUUAUUAUAUUGAUUUAUAGUCCACUAUCUGGAAUGUUAAACUGUUUAUUGAUCUAUAGAUUGAUUUUCUCAUGUAAGCAAUUUUUAAUGAUUUACCACAUUGUUUUUUCUUCCAAACUAAUUUAAAGCUUACUUUGUACUAAAUUGUUAUUCUUUCCAGGCUAUGGGUGUAAUGACGGGAAAUAAAAUCUUAAUUUAUGUGGAAAUAAUUUUAAAUAGAUAGCUUCUGCCCUACAUGUCAGUUAGUUAUGAUUCAUGGUAAAUUCUUAGCGAUUGCGUGACGAUAAAUCUCUUCAAAUUUUUUCUUCUUUCUUGAAUUGGCCCAUUGUGCGUAUAUAGUUGUGUGUGGAGCAUUCUACUGUCCUAGUUGCAUCUGCUCUUAGAACAAAAAAAAUAACUUCAUGCCAGCAUCUUCCGCACCGGCGACAUACCGUGUCUGUGACAGUUCAUGUUGCACUGCGUACGAAACGAGUUUCUGUCCGAAGGUAUUCCCCGGCUCCCUUUCUAACGCAAGCGGAGGAAUACGUGUGAGAUGUGUAGCAAACUAGCAAACCUUCCAGCGACUGGCUGUAUAAUGAUGGCACGCGAUGAGGCUCGGAUAAAAAGUCGCCGGUACUUGUUAGAUCGAGCAUAGUCGUUGGAAAGCGUUGUGGCGUGAGGCGUCAAUUUUGAAGCUUGGAGUAAUGGAUUUUAUCAGUUGGCAGUUUGGAUUGGAAUGUGAAGAUCGGGAAGAUCAGUCAAGCAGUUCCAACGAGAUUGAAGAAGAGCAACCCAAGGAACAAGAGAGCUUCCAAAGCAUCCGUGCCCGCUGUCUGGCCGAAGGGACCCUCUACGAAGAUCCGGACUUUCCGGCAAACGAUUUCUCCAUCUACCAUUCGAAGCCACUGUCUAACGAUGAGCCUCCCAUCCGAUGGAAACGUCCGGGGGAAAUUGUAUCCGAGCCCAAGUUCGUCACGGACGGUUAUUCGCGGUUCGAUGUGCGUCAGGGCCAGCUGGGUAACUGUUGGUUCAUAGCGUCCUGUGCCACGCUCACCUCCCAUCCCAAACUUUUCGAGCGCGUUGUACCGGAGGACAAUGGCCAGUUCGAUGAAGGAAACUAUGCCGGAGCGUUUCACUUUCACUUCUGGCAGUACGGCCAAUGGGUGGAAGUGAUAGUGGACGAUCGGCUGCCGGUAAGCAGCGGAGGUAAUGUGCUGCUCUACAUGAGUUCCUCCGUGCGGGAAGAAUUCUGGGCCGCCCUGCUCGAGAAAGCGUACGCCAAGCUGCACGGAUCGUACAAUGCAUUAACCGGUGGCUCGGGAGUCGAGGGAAUGGUCGAUCUUACCGGUGGUAUUGCCGAGUUCUACAGACUCGACGGUACCGAACCGGACGAUCUGUUCGAUCGGGUCGAACGUAAUCUUGCCCGCAAAUCGUUGCUUACUACCGGCAUUAACGGUGACCGGGAAGGACGGCUACAAUCCGUCAAUUUAGUUUCGACCCACGAAUACUCGGUGACGAAGGUAACGCGGCUGAACGCGAGCCAACACAUGCUGUCGAGUGGGCUUGCCGAAGAUGUACGGCUAAUUUGUGUCCGGAAUCCGUGGGGUCAGACGGAGUGGAGCGGUCCAUGGGGCGAUCACUCCAUCGAGUGGAUACUGGUGACGGAUGAAAAGAUGGCGGCGCUAAAUAUCGAGCGUGAGGAUGGUGAGUUUUGGAUGAAGUUUGAGGACUUUGUGCAGUACUUCGACGAUCUGAGCGUGUGCUACCAGUGUCCGGGUGAUAUGAGCGAGGAGCUGAAACGAUGCUACCCCUGGGAAAUGAUGAUCCAGCAGGGUGAAUGGAAGCGAGGCAUCACGGCGGGAGGAUCGGGCCGGAAAAGUUUCUGGCGCAAUCCACAGUGCUUUCUUCAACUUGGUGAAGAUUGUCGCCUUCCAACUAGCCGGACUAAAGGGCCAGAAGUGAGUCUUACGCUGGGGCUCAUGCAAAUGCAUCACCGUGAAAGAGGAAUUGAAAAUUUAUCAUUAAGACUGUGCGUUUAUGCGAUACCCGAUCAUGUUCUUAUCGGGCAUCGAACGUUACCGGGCGCGUUCUUCGAUAAUGUCACACCGGUAGAAGCGGACGACGAAUUCCAGACGGGACGCGAGUUUGUGGCCCGAUACAAAUUGCCACCGGGUCGAUACGUGAUUGUGCCGUUCACCUGGAAGCCCAACCAGGAGAGCGAGUUCCUGUUGCGAAUAUUUGCCGAAGGGCACCUCGAUAAGAUUUGUUACUGUGGUGGUGGUGACGCGAGAAAGUGA